Desarmillaria tabescens is the source of this 1019-nucleotide messenger RNA. RefSeq lists its product as uncharacterized. Bases 121 to 708 code for a protein of 195 amino acids. Lineage: Eukaryota; Fungi; Basidiomycota; Agaricomycetes; Agaricales; Physalacriaceae. The record is from RefSeq and is a predicted model, not a curated record. The transcript is spliced from 4 exons.
CACGGAGUGCGCAUUGAGCCGGAUGGUUAUGUGGCAGUUUCGGAUAUUGUGGGUUACGUUUCCUAUGGACUUUGGCUUGCUCUCGCUGAACAAUGCUUGAAUAGCUGUCCAACCCAAGAUAUGACCGAUUUACACUGGAAGGGCAUUCGAGAGCUGGCAGAGACGGAUACUAGAGAGCGCAUUCAAAUCAAGGAGGAAUAUAAUACCCACAGAACGAAGGUUUGGGUCAGAGUUAGUGGACACCAUUCCAUUCCGUGGGUGCAUCCCGGUGCCAAAAAGCUUGCUUCCGCUGCAAAGACCGCGUGGGACUCGAUGGCAUUGCCGUUUUCCCAGCUUUUUUAUCUCACUACGAGGGAAGAUUGGCGGACCAUCCGUACGGAAGGCAUCAAGGCGGGGCAUUCGUUUAUCCAUCUCAAGCAAGAUAUUCCUGACCACUACGGACUACGUUCAGGGACACUCUUUCUCGCCAGUUGUGGUUGUCAUCAACGCGCCUGUGGCCACAAGGUUCGGCGUGUCGUUCUACGCUCAUCCUACUGGCGAGAUCUUGACUACCGGCGACUCCAGUGGUUACAUCGAUCCACAGACAUUUCGCUGCUGCUUUUGCCAUUCAGUGGGAGCACGAAACUCUCAGUUGGUCACCAUGAGCCCUGGCUGCGCCCUCGUGAUCCUCGAAAACGAAAAGAAUCGCGACAUCUGAUUCCAGACUAAAAACAAGCAACGCUUUAGAAAACGUCCAACUCUUCAUUACCCUCCGAUUCAGGUGCCGACCCGCACUAAAGUCGACGUCGUACUUCCCAGCAACAAAGACAAAGCUCCUGCCGAAUCUCCUCCAACUCCUUCCGCCAACAUCGUGGCGCAGCCCCAGUAUCAGAUAGAUAUUCACAGAUCGCGGGCUGCUCCACCUCACAUGCAAGGCUCUGCAAUUACCAUGAAGGGCUAAUCCUCAUUGGUAGCACUGUCUCAUUCCGCUUCAUCCAGGGCUUGUCGCUCUACUGAAGGCCGCCGUCCAUUCGCCAUGU